GACGUCGGGACGUCUUGCAGUAGGAGGAUGGAUCCCGUGUGUAUAUUGUGGUUGCUCCUGUCUGCCUGCGGGCUCGACCUGUCUCAAGCUGUUAACCCCUUUGUGGUACAACAGCUUCCGCCGGACCCUUGCUACGAUGAAAAAGGGGCUCCCCGACGCUGCAUCCCAGAGUUCGUCAACGCCGCGUUUGGAAAGGAAGUGCAGGCCUCCAGCACGUGCGGAAAACCGGCCACCCGUCACUGCGAUUCUUCGGACCCCCGGAAGGCUCACCCGGCCUCCUACCUCACCGACCUCAACACGGCUGCCAACCUGACCUGCUGGCGCUCGGAUACCUUGCACCAUUCACCCCAGAAUGUUACCCUCACUCUCUCUCUGGGCAAGAAGUUUGAGGUGAUCUACGUGAGCCUGCUGUUCUGCUCACCCCGUCCUGAGUCAGCUGCCGUGCUCAAGUCCAUGGAUUAUGGCAAAACCUGGGUGCCGUAUCAGUACUACUCAUCACAGUGCCGGAAGAUCUACGGCAAGCCCAACAAAGCCACCAUCACCAAGCAGAAUGAGCAGGAGGCCUUGUGCACAGAUGGCCACACCGACCUCUAUCCCUUGUCUGGUGGGUUGAUCGCCUUCAGCACUCUGGACGGGCGUCCUUCCGCCCAAGACCUCGACAACAGCCCGGUCCUUCAGGACUGGGUGACGGCCACUGACAUCCGAGUCAUUUUCAGCCGCCCCCAUUUGUUCCGGGAAUUAGGGGGGCGGGACCAUGAGGACGAGGACGGUGGGGUGAGCUCUUCCUCGUACUACUACGCUGUGGGUGAGUUCCAGGUUGGGGGACGCUGCAAGUGCAAUGGGCACGCCUCGCGCUGCACGAAGGACAAGGAAGGCAAGCUGGUGUGCGACUGCAAGCACGGCACCGAGGGCCCCGAGUGCGACCGCUGCAAACCUUUCCAUUACGACCGUCCGUGGCAGAGGGCCACAGCCAGGGAGGCCAAUGAGUGCCUAGCCUGCAACUGUAACCUGCAUGCCCGCCGCUGCCGUUUCAACAUGGAGCUGUACAAACUCUCGGGGCGGAAGAGCGGAGGCGUCUGCCUCAACUGUCGGCACAAUACCGCUGGGCGGCACUGCCAUUACUGCAAGGAGGGCUUCUACCGGGACAUGAGCAAAUCCAUCACUGACCGCAAGGCCUGCAAAGCAUGCGACUGCCAUCCUGUCGGCGCAGCUGGAAAAACCUGCAACCAGACGACUGGCCAAUGCCCUUGCAAAGAUGGCGUGACGGGCUUAACCUGCAACCGUUGUGCCAAAGGUUACCAGCAGAGCCGGUCGCCGGUCGCACCGUGCAUCAAGAUUCCUGCCAUCAAUCCAACCUCUGUGGUCACCAGCACAGAAGAACCAGCAGACUGUGACUCUUACUGCAAGCCAGCCAAAGGCAACUACAAAAUUAACAUGAAAAAGUACUGCAAGAAAGAUUACGUUGUCCAAGUCAACGUCUUAGACAUGGAGACUGUGGCCAACUGGGCAAAGUUCACCGUCAACAUCCUCUCGGUCUACAAGUGCAAAGAUGAGAGGGUCAAACGAGGUGACAACUUCCUGUGGAUCCACAUGAAAGACUUGGCCUGCAAAUGCCCCAAGAUCCAAAUCAGCAGGAAGUACCUGGUCAUGGGCAUCAGCGAAAACCCCACUGACCGGCCGGGACUAAUGGCAGACAAGAACAGCUUGGUGAUCCAGUGGCGGGACGCCUGGACUCGGCGCCUCCGGAAACUGCAGCGGCGGGAGAAAAAGGGGAAGUGCUUGAAACCGUGAUUGGUUUAAGCUCAUGUCAGUUAAUACAUGCCUCCCACCCCUCUCGCCCGUUGAUCCCCUGUGCACUCCGGUCAGCAGACUGUUCCUAAAGACUCUGUACAUAGAUAUAUCAUGUGAAUGGAUGGACUCACCUGUGUAUAGUGUAUAUUUUGGCAAAAGGUUCCUUUUUGUGUGUGCGUCAGGGGCAGGGGUGGGCAAGAGGGAUGAGUGCAUGAAUGCAUGGGUCUUUUUUUAAAAAAAAAUGUUUAUUAAGAGUAACACAGUAACGACAAACCUUUAACAAGGAGCGAAGUGAAGGAAAGGUCUGGUGAGGCCACUUAAUUGAAGAAGUUUCAGAGAAGACAGCUCAGACCUUCUCUGGGCAGGAAUGAAUUACCCACCUUGUCCUUUUUUUAAAAGAAUAUAUAUAUAUAUAUAUUACACAGUCUCUCUGAUUCUGCCAAAUUCCAGAAGGGUAGCCAUGCAGUGGAGGCUGGUGGCUCCGAUGUCAGCGGGGCAGUGUAUCCACUCCGGUUUCAGUCAGAACUCUAAAGGAGCUAUAGGUUACAGCAGGGGAGGGCAGUGGAUCUGGAUAUACUGCUAGAUCUCUGGGAGGCAUACAAUAGAUUGGCAAGGAUUUCUGACUCUCAAUUGUUAAGUGAUAGCAGCAGCAACAUGACUCCAUCCGACCUGAAAUUAUACUGCUGAAAUGAAGAAAGCUUGUGGUAACCAGGAGAGGAUUAUUCUGCAGCAGGACGAUGGGCUUUGUUCAG
This is a messenger RNA of Elgaria multicarinata webbii, 2543 nucleotides long. RefSeq names its product netrin 3 (gene NTN3). The record is from RefSeq and is a predicted model, not a curated record. The transcript is spliced from 6 exons. Gene Ontology annotation, cellular component: basement membrane. Gene Ontology annotation, molecular function: protein binding. The coding region runs from base 28 to 1791 and encodes 587 amino acids. Gene Ontology annotation, biological process: substrate adhesion-dependent cell spreading; animal organ morphogenesis; tissue development. Lineage: Eukaryota; Metazoa; Chordata; Lepidosauria; Squamata; Anguidae.